Messenger RNA from Symbiodinium necroappetens, 2169 nucleotides. The record is from the annotation of a GenBank genome assembly. Lineage: Eukaryota; Dinophyceae; Suessiales; Symbiodiniaceae.
AUGGACAUCAGCCGUGGCUACACCGAUUCCCUGGGUCGGAAGAGAAGAGUUGGCGGCACUGAUCUUACAGCCACUGGUGUUUACCCCGGGACGAUGGCUAUGAAAGUUGCAGGCCUUCUUCAGAAGCACUUGGCAAAUGCACCAAGCACACAUGCUCAAGACGAACAGGACAUGGAAUUGUUUGACACGGAGGGUGAUGAUAAAUCUGAUUCCGGCCUCGAAGAUGUCGUCGGCUGCAAUCAUAUCUCGCCGCCACCAGCAGAGUAUGAUCGGCUGCUAGAAAAGAAGACCGGGUGGUCAAAGGGCAAGGUUGGCAAGGGAGCAGCCACUAGUGGGCCGGAUGGUGGCAAGGAGGCUCCAGAUCUGCACUUGUCCAUCGAGAAAGCACCCCGUACUUACGAGUAUGUCGGGCGAGUACCCAGCCCGAGCCCCGGCAAGAAUGGAGGAAAAGGCCCCAAAGGAAAAGAUGGUGCUGCAACUAAGGGCAAGGAGAAGGGGAAAGGUAAGCCAUCGUCCAACGGCCUUGGCGGGAGCGCUCCCGAGUGCCGCACUCCGACCCCUAAGAAGCACGAUCCGGGUGCCCAGAGUACGGGCAGCCCUCCGAGCAGGCCGACCAAGGGCGCAAAGGGUGCCAGUCAGUCUGACGAUCAUAGCUCGAAGAGUGUUGUGGGGCAACCUGGCAAAGGCAAGGCCAGCAAAGGGGCGGCUGGUGCCUUGGAUCCGGCAGGCAAGCCGGGCACGAAUGGUGGUCUGGAGCCCAGCAGCAAGGGCACCGCUCAAAGUGGCAACGGCUCUAAGGGUGCUAAAGGCAUCAAGGGCGCCGAUCAGAGUGCCAAAGGCCCUAAGGGUGAGGCCAGCAAAGGCAGCAGCAAUGGUGCCGAUCACAAUGGCAAAGCCGUGAAGGGUGCUGUGGAUGCCAGCAAGGUUGCCGAUCAGAGUGGCAAGAUCGCGAAGGGUGCCGUGAAAGGCAGCAAGGGCGCCGAUCAGAUUGGCAAAGGCCCUAAGGGUGAGGCUAGCAAAGGCAGCAAAGGCGCCGAUCAGAGUGGCAAGGGUGUGCCUAGCAAAGGCAGCAAGGACGCCGAUCAGAGUGGCAAGGGUGUGGCUAGCAAAGGCAGCAAGGACGCCGAUCAGAGUGGCAAAGGACCCCAGGGAGCUAGCAAAGGCAGCAAGGACACCGAUCAGAGUGGCAAAGGACCCCAGGGAGCUAGCAAAGGCAGCAAGGGCACCGAUCAGAGUGGCAAAGGACCCCAGGGAGCUAGCAAAGGCAGCAAGGGCACCGAUCAGAGUAGCAAGGGCACCAAAGGUGCCAAGGGAGCUCAGGUUGGCAACAGGGACAUGAUCGUUGAUCACAAUGGCAAGAGAAAGGGCGAGAGAACAGAUCAACUCGAUCGCAAUGUGUGUCGACGUGUGUCUUUCGGAUCAGGCCUACGCAAAGGACUAGUGGCCCAGUGGGCUGCCACGCCUCCGGGUUCGAUGGCCCGGUUCGAGUUCCUCAAGGCAUUCUUGUUGGACAAGGACAACCUAGCCACAAUAGCGGUGGAGCCUUACUAUGAGGAGCUAUCAGAAAGCAAAGAGAAGGAGCAGUUUACCGAACUGCCACUUUGUCUGAUUCGGCAGAAGUACGAUGGUGUCGCGGGCGGCAAAGCAUUCGUGGACAAUCUGAUUGCGAGCCAGACUGGAAAAAAACAUCCCCAGUCGGACGACAAAGAGAUGAGAUUGUACAAGAUUUUCGACAGCAUCACGGUACGCGAUUUGUCGGACAAAGCCGUCGUGGUGGCAUCUGGGCUUGGAUCCUGUGGACUCGCCAAUCAGGAGGGCUUGAUUGCCCAGCUGGGGACGAUCGCUACGGAGUGCACGAAGAUUCAGCAGCUCGUGUUCGACGCGAAGCCAUUUGACGAAUGCCUCGGGUGCUUGAAUUACUACAAGAACGAGAUCCUUCACGAUUACCAGCGACAAGUCACUGAUGCCGAAGGAGUCUGGCAGGGCCAGGAACGCAAAGCUGCACAGAAGAGAAAGCUUGAGAAAGCAGAGGAGAAGAAGAAAAAGAAAGCAAAGGAAGAAGGAGAAGAUGAAGAUGCAGAGGUUCAUGAAGAUGGUUGGGAGGAGCAGCCCGAUCAUGAUGAAGAUGGCGAAGAGGACGAGUGGGAGGAGGAAUGCGCUGCUAAGUAA